Messenger RNA from Lampris incognitus (smalleye Pacific opah), 1554 nucleotides. RefSeq lists its product as uncharacterized. The coding region runs from base 1 to 1554 and encodes 517 amino acids. The record is from RefSeq and is a predicted model, not a curated record. NCBI's taxonomy places the organism in Eukaryota, Metazoa, Chordata, Actinopteri, Lampriformes, Lampridae. The transcript is spliced from 2 exons.
AUGGAGGCUGUUGUGAUGCGGGAGAACAGGUUGCUUUGCUCAUCCUGCACAGCAGCGGGCCGUGACUCGCAUGGUUCCUGUGUGCAGCAGAACGGCCCGCCGGCCCGCCGGGCCACCGGCCCACCGGGCUUCUGCUGUUCCCACCGUCAACACCCUGCCGCUCCACGGUCCUGCUCACAGAACCCAGCACCCAGCACCCAGCCCACACCGGCACGCCGGCUCACGCACCAGCCACUCACCACCAUGGUCUGUGAGUUGGGAACCAGUAAAGGAAGCCUGGAAGAGGGGAGCUCCUGUAGCCUUCCCCCUGCAGCCUUCCCCCUGCAGCCUUCCUCCGCAGCCUUCCCCCCGCAGCCUUCCCCGCAGCCUUCCCCCUGCAGCCUUCCCCCCGCAGCCUUCCCCCUGCAGCCUUCCCAUGCAGCCUUCCCCCUGCAGCCUUCCCCCCGCAGCCUUCCCCUGCAGCCUUCCCCGCAGCCUUCCCCCUGCAGCCUUCCCCCUGCAGCCUUCCCCCUGCAGCCUUCCCCCUGCAGCCUUCCCCCGCAGCCUUCCCCCUGCAGCCUUCCCCCGCAGCCUUCCCCCUGCAGCCUUCCCCCUGCAGCCUUCCCCCUGCAGCCUACCCAUGCAGCCUUCCCCCGCAGCCUUCCCCCCCGCAGCCUUCCCCCUGCAGCCUUCCCCCGCAGCCUUCCCCCUGCAGCCUUCCCCCUGCAGCCUUCCCCCGCAGCCUUCCCCCGCAGCCUUCCCCCGCAGCCUUCCCAUGCAGCCUUUCCCCUGCAGCCUUCCUCCGCAGCCUUCCCCCCCGCAGCCUUCCCCCUGCAGCCUUCCCCCGCAGCCUUCCCCCGCAGCCUUCCCAUGCAGCCUUCCCCCGCAGCCUUCCCCCCCGCAGCCUUCCCCCCCGCAGCCUUCCCCCUGCAGCCUUCCCCCGCAGCCUUCCCCCCCGCAGCCUUCCUCCUGCAGCCUUCCCCCCCGCAGCCUUCCCCCUGCAGCCUUCCCCCGCAGCCUUCCCCCCCGCAGCCUUCCCCCUGCAGCCUUCCCCCCCGCAGCCUUCCCCCCGCAGCCUUCCCCCCGCAGCCUUCCCCCCCGCAGCCUUCCCAUGCAGCCUUUCCCCUGCAGCCUUCCCCCCCGCAGCCUUCCCCCUGCAGCCUUCCCCCCCGCAGCCUUCCCCCUGCAGCCUUCCCCCCCGCAGCCUUCCCCCUGCAGCCUUCCCCCCCGCAGCCUUCCCAUGCAGCCUUUCCCCUGCAGCCUUCCCCCCCGCAGCCUUCCCCCUGCAGCCUUCCCCCCCGCAGCCUUCCCCCUGCAGCCUUCCCCCGCAGCCUUCCCCCCCGCAGCCUUCCCCCUGCAGCCUUCCCCCCGCAGCCUUCCCCCCCGCAGCCUUCCCCCCCGCAGCCUUCCCCCUGCAGCCUUCCCCCUGCAGCCUUCCCCCUGCAGCCUUCCCCUGCAGCCUUCCCCCCGCAGCCUUCCCCCCGCAGCCUUCCCCCUGCAGCCUUCCCCCAUGUGAAUGUGUGUGUUUCCCUCCUGCUCUCAGUCAUGGCUGUGCAGAUAAACGACCCGGAGUGA